AUGGCUAAUAACUUUUUCCUUUUAUUUGUAUUUGUUUUUGCUAGUCAAGUGAUUGGCGGAUUGAAUACAAAGCUACCACCUCCUUCCUAUGGAAAUACAGUAAGCAUUCUUAGUAUUGAUGGAGGUGGGAUUAAGGGAAUUCUUCCAACUGUUAUUCUUGAGUACUUGGAAAAUGCUCUUCAGAGUGUGUCAAGAGAUGAAAAGGCAGCACUAGCAGACUAUUUUGAUGUGAUAGCAGGAACAAGUACAGGAGGAAUCAUUACUGGAUUGCUAACUACUCCUAACCCUAAUGACACUUCACGUCCUUUAUUUACUACUAAACAAAUCUUACAAUUCUACUUGGAAUUUGGUCCUUCUAUAUUCAACCAAACUGAUGCUAUUGGUUGGGAUAAUGAUACUCCACAUGCCAAGUUUGACGGCAAGUUCUUACAUGAAAAGGCACAUGAGCUUUUGCAAGAAACACGUCUGCAUGAUACAUUGACCAAUGUUGUAAUUCCAACCUUUGAUACCGUUGAUUUACACCCAGUUAUCUUCUCAAGCUUUAAGCUAAAGACUGUUCCUAGCCUAGAUGCAAAACUUUCUGAUAUAUGUAUUGGGACUUCAGCUUUCCCAUCCCAACUACCACCGUAUGCCUUUAAGAAUGGUGAUAAGGAAUUCAAUCUAGUUGAUGGGGCUCUCACUGCAGCUGGCCCGGCUUUGCUUGCAAUAAGUGAAGUGAUACAACAAUUGAAUGAGAAGAAUUCUGAUUUCAUUCCAAUAAAAGCAAACGAGCCCCUCAAAAUCGUGUUGUUGUCACUAGGAACAGGAAGUAGUCCAUCAGAUUUAAAACUUCCUGCUUCUUUGGGACAGUUCCUUUCCUUUAAUCAAUGGGUACCCAUAUUAGCUCUUGGUUAUGCUAUAUCUGCUGGACAAGUGAAUGAUUAUCAUCUUGAAUCUGUGUUUCCAAGCGAUUCAUCUUCUUCCGACAAUUACUACCUUCGAGUUCAGGAGUAUAAUUUGGAUCCAUCCAUAGCUGCUGAUGAUACUAGUAAAGAAAACAUGGAAAAACUUAUAAAGGCAGGAGAUGAUUUGCUCCCACAGUCUGUUAAGGUUUUGAAUGUAACUUCUUUUCUUCCAUUCGAGAAACCAAGCGAGGGUACAAAUGCUGAAGCUCUUGAAAGGUUGGCUGAAAUUCUAUACAAUGAGAGGCAGGUGCGUUUGAAAAGAAAAUCAAUGGAAAAACAAAGACGACCCUUCAUUGCUUCUGCUCUCCAGAUGAUUUGA
Messenger RNA from Vicia faba (fava bean), 1263 nucleotides. Lineage: Eukaryota; Viridiplantae; Streptophyta; Magnoliopsida; Fabales; Fabaceae. The record is from the annotation of a GenBank genome assembly.